Alnus glutinosa is the source of this 1338-nucleotide messenger RNA. RefSeq names its product transcription factor bHLH153. Gene Ontology annotation, biological process: regulation of transcription by RNA polymerase II. Bases 492 to 983 code for a protein of 163 amino acids. Gene Ontology annotation, cellular component: nucleus. The record is from RefSeq and is a predicted model, not a curated record. The transcript is spliced from 6 exons. NCBI's taxonomy places the organism in Eukaryota, Viridiplantae, Streptophyta, Magnoliopsida, Fagales, Betulaceae. Gene Ontology annotation, molecular function: protein dimerization activity; RNA polymerase II cis-regulatory region sequence-specific DNA binding; DNA-binding transcription factor activity, RNA polymerase II-specific.
CUUUUCAUCUCCUCCCCCUCCCCCCAGCUCUCUCUCUCUCUCUGUCUCUCUCUGCCUGACUGGGUUUUCAGUCUCUCCCAUUCUCCAACCAUUUUCGUCCCUUGGAAUUCUUCUCGGACUAUUUUGGCCUUUCAGCACUCCAUACCAACCAAUUUUAGUGGUUUAAGCAAAGUUAUGUAAUUCUGGAUAAAUGUACAUAUAUAGCUGAUUCAGUGAUUUCAGCAAAACCAACGUUCCCUGAUUUCUGCACAAAGUUCACGACGACAAGACGUGAAAACCCAACAAACUCUAGCAGAAGUCUAAACUAUAACACACUCACAGAAAGAGACGCAGAGAAAGAAAGAGUUUUUUUUUUUCUUUAACGGGGGCGUUGAUGGUUAAAGUAGAAACACCAAUAUAGGCCAUUAUUCUUUGGGUUUUGAUUAGAAUUUCGUGUAGUUUGGGUGAUUUCUGAAGUGGGUUCUGGAGGGUUUUGGGUUACAAAGUUGGAGAUGAUUGUGAGCUCAUUCUGCAAUGCAGACUCGAAGUUCUCGGAAGAAGAAGGGAUAGAGGUAGGAAAAAUGGCGGAACACAAAAGAAGCCCCUGUUCUGUUGAGCAAAGCAGUCUCACUUCUCUUGCAUCCAAACGACAUAAGGCUGAUUUAUCCGCCAAGGAGAGGAAGGAGAAGCUUGGUGAGCGAAUUGUGGCCCUGCAACAGCUUGUUUCACCAUAUGGGAAGACAGAUACAGCUUCUGUCCUUUGGGAGGCAAUGGAAUACAUACAGUUCCUUCAUGAACAAGUAAAGGUGUUGAGUGCUCCGUACCUCCAAAGUAGCUCAACUAAAAUGCAGGAAUUAGGAGCAUACAGCCUGAGAGGUAGAGGAUUAUGUCUUGUUCCAGUCUCAUGCACUGCUGGAGUGGCUCGAAGCAAUGGUGCAGAUAUCUGGGCCCCCACUAAGACCACUUCCCCUAAAUUCGAGAAGCCUAUUUCACAAUUCCAUUGAGACAAUCUGGUGCUCAGAAACCAGAGGGUUUAGAUCAACCUUUUUAUUGUGCAACAAAUUUUUGUUGAGCAGAUGGAAAAUGAAAAAUUGUGAUUGAAUCUUAGCUUAGCACGAAACAUCCCAUGGAAAUCUGGAAUGCGAAUGGGAAAUCUGGAAUACUGUCUGUAAACAUUUUCCCAGUCCAUAUUCUUAGUUGGCAAUGGGAGAAGCUUUCUAGUGUCAAAUCAAAAGUGUAUCUCUAUACUGAUUAUGCGAAAAUGUAUAUUUAGAAACUUGAGAGUUGUAUAAUGAUUAAUGAGCAUGAUAAUGUAUUAAUGAAUAUGUGGAGAGGAAUGAGGCCAAUGUCAAUCAAAAA